Messenger RNA from Chlorocebus sabaeus (green monkey), 2315 nucleotides. It is a transcript of the gene PPBP, whose product is annotated as pro-platelet basic protein. Gene Ontology annotation, cellular component: extracellular region. Gene Ontology annotation, molecular function: chemokine activity. Lineage: Eukaryota; Metazoa; Chordata; Mammalia; Primates; Cercopithecidae. Gene Ontology annotation, biological process: defense response; chemotaxis; immune response. The record is from RefSeq and is a predicted model, not a curated record.
UGGGAAGCCACUUAUCUGCAGACUUGUGGGCAGUAACUCACCCUCACUCAGCGGUCUUCUGGCUCUGGAAACAACUCUAGCUCAGCCUUCUCCACCAUGAGCCUCAGACUUGAUACCACCUCUUCCUGUAACAGUGCCAGACCACUCCAUGCCCUGCAGGUGCUGCUGCUUCUGUCACUGCUGCUGACUGCUCUGGCUUCCUCCACCAAAGGACAAACUAAGAGAAACUUGGCGAAAGAGGAAAGUCUAGACAGUGAGUUGUACACUGAACUGCGCUGCUUGUGUAUGAAGACAACCUCUGGAAUUCAUCCCAAAAACAUCCAAAGUUUGGAAGUGAUCGGGAAAGGAAUCCAUUGCAACCAAGUCGAAGUGAUAGCCACACUGAAGGAUGGGAGGAAAAUCUGCCUGGACCCAGAUGCUCCCAGAAUUAAGAAAAUUGUACAGAAAAAAUUGGCAGGUGAUGAAUCCGCUGAUUAAUUUGUUCCGUUUCUACCAAACUUCUUUAACCCCCAGGAAGGGUAGAAUUUUGAAGCCUUGAUUUUCUAGAGUUCUCAUUUAUUCGGGAUACCUAUUCUUACUGUAUUAAAAUUUGGAUAUGUGUUUCAUUCUGUCUUAAAAAUCACAUUUUAUUCUGAGAAGGUUGGUUAAAAGAUGGCAGAAGGAAGAUGAAAAUAAAUAAGCCUGGUUUCAACUCUCUAAUUAUUGGCUAAACAUUGGACUGUGCUUUGCAUUUUUUUCUUUAAAAAUUUCUAUUCAAACACAGCUUGGUUGGUUUUUCCUGCUCUACUUUAUGGUUAUUAGACAUACUCAUGGGGAUUAUUAGAUUUAAUAAUGGGCAAUGAUAAUAGGAAUCACAUGGAGCCCAGCAGAGAAUAUUUGCUCAAUACAUUUUUGUUAAAUAUUUAGGAACUUAAUAUAGUCUCUCAGUGUCUUAGUCCUAGGAUGUCUUAUUUAAAAUACUCCCUGAAAGUUUAUUCUGAUGUUUAUUUUAGCCAUCAAACCCUAAAAUAAUAAAUUGGUGAAUAUGAGUCUUAUAAUCUGUGCUUAGUUUAAAGUGAAUAUAUUUGCCACUAGUAGAACAAAAACAGAUGAUGAAAAUGAAUUAACAUAUCUAUAUAGUUACAAUUCUAGCAUUAGAAUAAACCUUAUAAAUAAGUACAAUAUAGGACUUCAGUCUUACUAGACUCCUAAUUCUAAAUUCUACUUUUUUAAUCAACAGAACUUUCAUUCAUUUUUAAACCCUAAAAUUUAUACCCACACUAUUCUUACAAAAAUAUUCACAUGAAAUAAAAAUUUGCUAUUGAUUUGUUGUCAUAUAUUAUUAAUUUUAACAGGAUUGUUGGAGGAAAAAAACUUUAAUUUUCCUUUUUUGUGUACUUGGUAUUUCACAGUAUGACCAACGAAAGUUACUAAAUUGAUGAUCUGUGUCAUUCUCAAUGUAGUAUGAUAAUAGUUCCAAUUUAUUAAUCAUUUUAAUAUGCCAGGAAUACUAAAUGUUUUGCAUGCAUGAACUAAACAAUUUUUUAAAAGAUAGAUAUGAUCUGGUUAAAAGCACGUCCUCUGGAAAAAUGGGGAUAAUAAUAUUGCCUCCCUCAUAGAGUUUAUGGAAGGAUUAAAAGAGUUAACAAAUUUAAGGCAUUUAAAAUAAUGUAUGUCACAAAUAAGCCAUAUAUAAAUGUUAGUAAUUAUUUCUUAUGAUUAUUAUUAUUCUCCCCCUCAUUACAGAAGAGAAAAAUCAAGUUUAUAGAGUUUAAAAUACUUGCCCACUUUUAGCUAACUAAGUAGGUAACAGAGUGGUAAUUUCAAAUUGUGCUCUUAACUGCCACACCACAGUGCUUUCCUCAACUCUUCUUUCUCUAAUGAAGAGAUUACAUUACAUAUAACGUAGUAUUAUUCACAUACAUAAUACAACUUGAUACAUAAAUAGCAUAUUGUAUAUACUAUAAUAAUUAUAGGAUAUCAGGCAUCUCACUCAUUAUGUCUGGUGGUUUCCCACUGAAACUUGACAAAACCAGCUCCUGAGACAUGGCACAGUGUUGACACCAUGUUUAUACCUCCUGAGAUGCAGAUGUCUUCUGUUUUUGUGUGCAUGUAUUGAGUUAUUCUGUUUACAUGCAGGGAAAGAGUAAUUUAGUUGCCACUCAGUGCCACCUGGAUUCCUUUACACUGCAAACAUUAAAAUCUGGGUGUAAGAUUGUACAAACCUAGCGUGUUGCCCAUCCAUAUGCAAAAUCAUCCCUCCCCUUCAUUCUCUCUGCUGCUAACUCAGAAGGGGCUUCAAGUCUCAGGUUAAUAAACAUGUAUGAAUUACAAAA